Messenger RNA from Salvelinus fontinalis (brook trout), 894 nucleotides. RefSeq names its product low choriolytic enzyme-like. The transcript is spliced from 9 exons. The coding region runs from base 1 to 894 and encodes 297 amino acids. Gene Ontology annotation, molecular function: zinc ion binding; metalloendopeptidase activity. NCBI's taxonomy places the organism in Eukaryota, Metazoa, Chordata, Actinopteri, Salmoniformes, Salmonidae. The record is from RefSeq and is a predicted model, not a curated record. Gene Ontology annotation, biological process: proteolysis.
AUGUUUGUGUUGAAGUUCACUGUGGGUCUCCUGACCCUGAUGCUGGUGUCCUCUGCCUGGGUUGAGGAACUGACUGAAUUUGAAGAGAAUGUUGUGGAAGAAGACACCUCUGCUGAGCUCUCUGUUGGUGAGCUGCUGACCAGAGCCAACAGGGACCUCACCCCAGAGGCCGAUGAGCCUACUCUGAUGGGUGACAUUGCCAUGCCCUCGGAGAAGAACGCUGACCCCUGCACCGCCACCGGGUGUCUGUGGCAAAAGUACAGUGACGGAAACAUCUGGGUGCCCUACGUCAUUGCCAACCACUUCUCAUCUCGUGAGAUAGCCAUCAUCCAGCGUGGUCUUGACUCCUUCGCCGAAACCACCUGCAUCCGCUUCUUCCAGCGCCAGAACGAGAGGGACUAUCUCAGCAUUGAGUCUCGCAGCGGAUGCUACUCCUAUGUUGGCCGUCAGGGUAAUGCCCAGACUGUGUCUCUGGCCCGUCAGGGCUGCCUGUACCACAGCACCGUCCAGCAUGAGCUCCUCCACGCCCUGGGCUUUAACCAUGAGCAGACCCGCAGCGACCGUGACAACCACAUCCGUGUCGCCUGGGAGAACAUCAUUGAUGACAUGAAGUACAACUUCGACAAGAUCGCCACCCUGAACCAAGGAACUCCCUAUGACUACAACUCUGUCAUGCAGUAUGAGAGGUACGCCUUCUCCAAGAACAACCGCCCCACCAUGGAGCCCAUCCCCAACAACAACGUGUCGUUCGGCGAGGCCACUCAGAUGAGCAAGAACGACAUCGACAGGCUGAACAGGCUGUAUGGCUGCUGUGAGUACUGUCACACUGAACAAUUUACAAAACCUGUGGUCCCACUUCCCGAUGAACUCAAGAUCAUUCCGCUCAAGGAGUAG